Rotaria sordida is the source of this 756-nucleotide messenger RNA. The record is from the annotation of a GenBank genome assembly. NCBI's taxonomy places the organism in Eukaryota, Metazoa, Rotifera, Eurotatoria, Philodinida, Philodinidae.
AUGACAUCAUUAACUAUUCCUGCUGAAUGGCUUAUUCCACACAAAUUUCCUAAUCAAUGGAUAUUUCAAUGUUCUAUCAGUUUACGUAAUCUUGUGUUAACUAAUCGAGCUGGUCAAUUUUUUCGACAACUUGUUACUUUUCUUGAACAGGUUCAUCAAUUAAUUGAUUAUCAUCUUGAACUUCAAUAUAAUCCUCAACGAAAUAAUGAGUUAGAUGUAUGGAUUUGUUUCGGUAAGCCUCAUCGUGCAUCAAAACCAACAUUGACUCCUGUCUGUAUAUCAUGUGAAUUAACACAUGAAUUAAGUAUGACUACUUUAUUAUCUGAACAAGAAUAUACUCGUGCAUGGCUUGAUGCCACCGCUCGAGCAAUGCUUAUUUUAACACCAAUUCGACAUGUUGAACGUUUGUCAGAAUUAACCGAUGAAAAUGGAGAAAUGGAAGCAUUUUGGUAUGAUGCUAUUAAAUUAAUUGAUAGAGAAUGUAAUCAACUAGAAAUAUGUUAUCGAGCUAUUGUUCUUAAUCAUGGAACAUAUCGAAAUCAUUCACAUUUACAUUUAAAAAUUAAGGUUACAGAUGAUACAUGGAAUAGAAUAAUAGCUCCUCGACAUAGGGAAAAAAUUCAAAAGAUUAACCAAUUGUUACAAAAAUCGUCUGUUAUAGAAGACUGUUUUGGACCAAGGUAUUAUAAGAGGCUAACAAAAUCAAAAAUACCAGACGAAAAACUUCAUAGUUCAAAUCAGGAUGCUAAAGUUUAA